Molecule: messenger RNA, 11780 nt
Organism: Pomacea canaliculata
Lineage: Eukaryota; Metazoa; Mollusca; Gastropoda; Architaenioglossa; Ampullariidae
Product: dnaJ homolog subfamily C member 13-like
Exons: 55
Coding region: 194-6886 (2230 amino acids)
Biological process (GO): receptor-mediated endocytosis; endosome organization; regulation of early endosome to late endosome transport
Cellular component (GO): endosome membrane
Source: RefSeq, a predicted model, not a curated record
GAGCAUCAUUAGACGGAAGUGAUACAACAUGGCGGCCUCCAGACGAUAGGAGGCAGUUGAGUUUGCACUUUUUAGAUUUUAUUUUUUAAUCUCCCGACGAAUGUUUCUCCAUGACCCUUGACAUGCUGAAGGAAACAAAAUAACGUUACUAUUUCACGUGAUCAUACAGUUGGACCACAAGUUACAGACAAAAAUGGGAUCCUUAAAAGAAAAUAUGGAUGUGGCUUGCUACUUCAUUACCAAGCAUUCAUGGAAAGGAAAAUAUAAAAGAAUAUUUUCUGUUGGGACACAUGGUAUUACAACAUACAAUCCUAACAACAUGGAAAUCACCAACCAGUGGCCCUACAGUGAGUUUGUCAGCAUAGUUCCCAAUGUGAAGGCCCCAGCUAAUAAUGAGUUCAUCAUCACCAUGAAAAAGGGUAUUAAAAAAACAGACUCCAUGAAAUUUUCCACAGAUCAUCGUGCUGACCUUCUCACAGAAGCUCUAAAAUUUCGCAACUACUUUGCGGAAGCCAACCGUUCAGUGCGACGGUUCAACGCUUACAAGUAUCACUGGUCUGAGAAGCGUGUGCCAGUGAUACUGGAGGUCAGUCAGGGGUCUCUAGACCAGAUUGAUGCCACCACAAGUCGGGUCUUGUGUUCUUAUGACUACAAGGACAUAGAAGGGAUGAGACAGGUGUCAGAUGUGCCAGGUGGUAUUGCCAUUAUUCAUGGUGGCUUCGGCAGACUGCACCUGUUUGCAUUGGAACAGCGAGAUGAUCUUGUGAAGAGUAUAAUGGAAGCAGGAGCAGAGUAUGUCGGAGUUGCCAUUAGACUAAGAAAAGAACCAAUUACAUAUGAGCAAUUUCAAGCAAACCGCAUGGGCAAGUACAGCACGGAUGAAGCAUUAACAUCCUAUGCAGAGUUCACUGUGCAAAAAAUUUCUGUGAGGCAUCCAGACACCAUGCGUCGCACACUUUGCCUCACUGAAACAUGCCUGGUGGAACGAGAUCCGGCCACUUAUAACACAGUCACAGCAAGACCUCUAUCUGAUGUAUUUGCAAUUAACAGAGAUCCUGAGAAUCCUCAGAAGUUCACAGUGGAAUAUGUUAAAGGUGCCAUUCGCACCUACUUGUCUACAGACAGGGAUUCCUUAAUUGCAUCAAUCCUGGAUGGUGUGAGGGCCUCAGGCAAUAGGGAUGUUUGUGUCAAGAUGAGUUCGACAUACAGAGGGUAUCGACUUGGUCCAUUCACAGUGCCUGUAGAUGAGGAGGUGGAGACACAGCACAUGAAAUUCAUCCAGGCACCACCACCUGGAAUGAGUUUUGAGGAAGCUGUAAACAGAUUCAAUGCCAACAUUUCAUAUAGUGGUCUGCUUCAUGCUGUUACUGCUGAUGGACUCUUUGCACAGAAUAAAGAAAAACUGAUUAACUCUACCUUGGCAGCACUCAUUGAACAAGAAGGAGACCAGAUUUCCAUUUCCAACAUAGCACUAGAGUCACAGUUUCAUGCAUUGCGCAGACUUGUUGCAUCCAAAGCAGGCUUUCAGGCAUUCACCGACUUGUCCAAAAUGCGAGAAAAAGUGGGAAUUAAGGUUGUGAAAGCACUCAAACGGAAUGACGUAGGUGUAUCGCAUGCUGCCAUCGACAUGCUGUGUGCACUCAUGCAGCCAAUGCAUGAUAACUACGACUUACGUCAAGAGCAGUUAAACAAGACAUCACUGUUGUCUUCCCGAAAGUUUCUGGAGACACUCCUGGAAAUGUUCAACCACCAUGUGGUUCAUGAGUCUGGGGCGCUAGUCAUUUCUGCCAUGCUGGAUUUCCUGACCUUUGCCCUGUGUGCACCAUACAGUGAGACAACGGAUGGCACUCAGUUUGAUAUGCUGCUGGAGAUGGCAGCAGCCAACGGACGCAUUAUUUUCAAACUUUUUCAGCAUCCAUCUAUGGCAAUCAUCAAAGGAGCAGGCAUGGUGAUGAAAGCAAUCAUUGAGGAAGGAGAUGCUGAAAUUGCAGCCAAGAUGCAGGAUCUGGCUCUUGCAGAAGGAGCACUGCCACGGCACCUGCACACUGCCAUGUUCACACAAAGCACUGACAGUCGCAUGCUGACCAACAGACAGCUGAGUCGUCAUCUUGUGGGUCUGUGGGUUACAGGACAUCCCACAGCCAUGGGUCUUCUCAAACGAAUCUUGCCAAGUGGCCUGUUGGCAUAUCUGGACUCUACAGACCAGGUUCCAUUGCACGAGUCAGACAGGCUGCAUGUGCGAGACAAUGUACAGAUUGCUCAGGAACACUUUAAGAAAAACAAAAAGAAUCUGCAGCUGGUGAUAAUUGAGAAAAAGAUUGAUGAUAUUCUGCAGCACUGGAGAGCACGCAUUGGUUUAGAGAAGAAACAGACGCAAAAUGACAAACCUGUAGUGCUACGCAAACGGCGGCAGCGAAUCAAAAGUGAAGCUAACUGGCCUUUGUUCUACUACCAUUUCAACCAUGACCAUGCAAAACCCAAUCUUUUGUGGAAUUACAAAACACGCGAAGAACUGAGAGAGGCAUUUGAAAAUGAAAUGCGUGCCUUCAGUGUUGAUCGAGAACUUGGAUCCAACUGUAUUAUUGCAUGGAAUCACCAAGAGUUUGAAGUGCCCUACCAUUGUCUUUCUGAAGAAAUUAAGAUUGGUGAUUACUACUUGCGCCUUUUGCUGGAAGAAGAUGAAGAAUCAGAGGAAACCAGUGCCAUCAAGAAGUCGUAUGAAUUUUUCAAUGAUCUGUACCAUCGAUUCCUGCUGACACCUAAGGUGCCUAUGAAAUGCAUGUGUCUUCAAGCUAUGACUGUGGUGUAUGGGCGUUGUCAUGAAGAGAUCGGAGCCUUCAAUGACACUCGCUACAUUGUUGGUAUGCUGGAAAGGUGCACAGACAGAUUAGAGCGUGAUCGACUAGUUGGCUUUCUCAACAAGUUAAUUCUUCAUCAACGAAAUGUUAAAGAAAUGAUGGACUCCUAUGGAAUUAAAGUACUAGUUGACCUCCUGACCCUAGCUCAUUUACAUACAUCAAGAGCCACAGUCCCAUUACAGAGCAAUGUUAUUGAGGCAUCUCCAGACAUGCGUCGUGAAAGUGAGAAGGAGUGGUACUUUGGAAAUGCAGAGAAGGAACGUCUAGGACCAUACAACUUUGAUGAGAUGCGCGAGUUCUGGGACCAAGGUGUUAUCAAUGGAAAGACACGCUGCUGGGCUCAAGGGAUGGAUGGUUGGCGUCCCUUGCAUACGGUACCUCAGCUGAAGUGGACACUGAUGGCCACAGGGCAAGCAGCAAUGAAUGAAAGCGACCUUGCCACACUCAUCCUGAAUAUGUUGAUAAAGAUGGCUGAGUACUACCCCAGCAGAGAUACUGAUGGUGCCAUUGUCCGUCCACUGCCACGCAUAAAGCGUGUCUUAUCAGAUGCCACUUGUUUACCACACAUUGUACAGUUGUUGUUAACCUUUGACCCUGUUCUGGUGGAGAAGGUUGCAACCUUGCUGUAUUUGAUCAUGCAAGACAACCCAGGCAUAUCAAAGCUCUACCUUUCUGGAGCCUUCUUCUUCAUCAUGAUGUAUACUGGCUCCAAUGUCCUGCCUGUUGCUCGCUUCCUGAAGUAUACACAUCUCAAGCAAGCCUUCCGCUCUGAUGAGAACAAGUCUUCAGACAUCAUGAUCCGUAGUGUGUUGGGUCAUAUUCUUCCUGAAGCUAUGGUGUGUUAUCUGGAGAAUUACUCAGCAGAGAAAUUUGCAGAAAUAUUCCUGGGAGAGUUUGAUACACCAGAGGCCAUCUGGAACUCUGAAAUGAGGCGCAUGAUGAUUGAGAAGAUUGCUUCACAUCUUGCGGACUUCUCACCCAGAUUACAAAGCAACACACGGGCCCUCUACCAGUACUGUCCCAUCCCCAUCGUCAACUAUCCACAGCUGGAGAAUGAGCUGUUCUGUAAUAUAUACUACCUCAAACACCUAUGUGAUACCACCCGGUUUCCAGACUGGCCAGUCAGGGAUCCUGUGCGUUUACUAAAGGAUAUUCUCGAAGCAUGGAAGAAGGAAGUGGAGAAAAAACCACCCACCAUGUCAGUUGAAGAAGCCUAUGCAGUUCUAAACAUGUCUAUAAGUGCUGGCGGGUAUGAUGAGUCCAAGAUUCGAAAAGCCUACUUUAAGCUUGCUCAGAAAUACCAUCCUGACAAAAAUCCUGAAGGACGGGAAAUGUUUGAGCAAGUCAACAAGGCAUACGAGUUCCUCUGCAGCAAAUCAAAGGUCAAAGAUGGUCCAGAUCCUCACAACAUUGUGUUGAUCCUUCGUGCUCAGUCUAUUCUUUUCUCCAGAUAUCAGACAGAGCUAGAGCCUUAUAAGUAUGCUGGAUAUCCAAUGCUGAUAAAGACAAUCCGCAUGGAAACUAAUGAUGAGCAGCUCUUUUCCAAGUCUGCACCACUGCUGUCAGCAGCUGCCGAGCUGGCCUACCAUACAGUCAGGUGCUCCGCUCUUAAUGCAGAAGAGCUCCGUCGAGAAAAUGGCAUUCAGGUACUCCAUGAUGCCUUUACCAGAUGUGUCAGUGUACUCAGUCAGUCCAGCAAACCAGAUGAUCUGGCUGUACAGGUGUGCAUAAAUGUAGCACAGUGCUACACAGUGGCUGCACAGUUUGAGGGUUGUCGGGAGAAGAUCCAAGAGUGCUCAGCCAUCAUUCGUGAUCUUUGUCGAAUUCUCUAUUUCAAGCAUCUAGCCCAGUUAUGUACUGUGGUGACAGACUGUGUCAGUGCCUUCUGUAUAGACUUCUGGCUGCAAACCAAUCUCUUCCAGUCAGGAGUGUUGUGGCACCUGCUGCCCAAUCUCUUCCAGUAUGACUUCACAUUGGAUGAAGGUGGUGUGGAGAGGAGUCAUGAAACAAACCAGCAGGAGAAAGCCAAUCUGCUGGCUAAACAAAGUGUAAUAGCCUGUGCUCGACUUGGUGGUUAUCAUGACAACCAGGAAAAUGCUCCACCAGACAACCCCACAAUUAAGAAAUCACUGAUGUCUUUAUUGACACCUUACCUUGCUCGUAAGCUGGCCAAUCCCAACACUUCUGAGCUAUUGAAGAUUCUCAACAGUAACACUGAAAAUCCCUACCUGAUCUGGGACAAUGCCACACGAGCACAACUAGUUGAGUAUCUGGAAGACAACCAAACACGCAUGAUCCGAAAUGGUGAAUGUGACCAGACCUUUGGGGCAACUUUUGAAUUUGAGGCUCAUGCCAAAGAAUUGAUUGUGGGUGAGAUCUUUGUACGUGUCUACAAUGAGCAGCCUACGUUUCCUCUGGAGAAUGCCAAAGGCUUUACUAUUGAUCUUCUAGACUUUCUUGGUUCCCAAGCCCAGUACCUUCAUUCCCUGAUGAUGCUGCAGCAGCAGUCCCAGCCCACAGCCAAUAUGGAUCAGUCACAGCGACUUGCAAGGAUUGAAAUGGCCUUGGAAGGGCUGCGCAAUGUCAUCAGAAACAAUCCAGGUGUAGAGAUUCAGUGUAUCGGCCAUUUUAAACUGCUGUUUUCUCUGCUGAGACUUGAGAACUGUGCAAACAUGCAGCAGUUCACUUUAGAGGUCCUGAACUGUGUCACAACCAACCAGGAAUGUGUGAAGGACAUAGGUGCCGCAGAGGUUCUGGGGUACCUCCUGUUUGCUCUUCAGAGCUUACAACAGUGUCAGCUGCUGGCACUAGAAACACUCUUUGCACUCAUGUCCAACACCAAGAUUGUUAAAGAGUCCUUGGUCAAAGGAGGCCUAAUAUACUUGUUAGACUUGUUCUGCAAUUCUUCCAACCCUAAUGUGCGUGAGAAAACUGCUGAGCUGCUGGGAAAGAUGCAGUCUGAUAAACUGGUUGGUCCCAAGGUGCGAAUCCUGCUGACAAAGUUUCUUCCAGGCAUCUUCAUGGAUGCUAUGCGGGACUCGCCUGAAGCCAGCGUGCACAUGUUUGAAGGCACUCAUGAGAACCCAGAGCUGAUCUGGAAUGAUGAUGCCAGAGAAAAAGUCUGUGGUACUGUUAAAAAGCACAUGAAAAGCCACCUCCACAAGCAGAGAGAGAACACGGAUGCCAAGUGGUCGAUACCAGAAGAUUUUGAGGUGAUUUACUCUGACGCACAAGGAGAGCUGGUGGUUGGGGGUGUGUUUCUACGCCUGUUUGUCAAAAACCCAGCAUGGGUACUACGGCGUCCUAGGGAAUUCUUAACAGAACUUCUGGAGAAGUGGUCGCAGCUGGUCAGCAUGACAAAUCCAGAUGGGGAGACACUGGAGACAGUAACAACUGCUGUCAUCUGCCUGUGUGUUUCUCAGCCAUCACUGCUGGAUCACUUACCUCAGCUAGGCUACAUCAACAAAAUCUUUAGCGUCAUGAGUGUCGACAACAAUGCCAUCCCCAAAGCUGCCAUACAGAUAGCUCACCAGCUGUCAUCUAAUGAGCUAUGUGUGCGGAGUAUGGGGACAUUUGACUGCAUUGGACCCCUCAAAUCAGGAAUGAAGUCUCGGAGGGAUAUGAUAUCCCUAGUUGCUGAAACUCUUGCAAGGAUGUUUGAGAAGGGGGAAGAGGACCUUGUUGGUCAGGCCUUGAAGUCAGAUUUGCUGCCUUUCCUUCUUCGUCUCUUGGAAGGGGGUUUGGAGGCUGUGGAAAAUCCUGCCUCCACCAAAGCUCAGAUAGUGAAAGCCCUGAAGGCUAUGCAGCGCAGUUUACAGUACGGUGAACAGAUAACUCAAAUCUUGGACAAGUCGCCUGUGUGGAAGGAGUUCCGUGACCAACGUCAUGACCUGUUCAUCACAGACUCCACCAUUGCUGGCUACCUGACAGGAGGCCCGAACAUCGCUGGCUAUCUCACCUCAGGAAACAUGCGUCCUAACCUGCCUGAUGCCCCGCCCCCGCUGGAAGCUGAUGCACAUCAUGAGUGAGGCAUCUGUCAGUCAAUGCACUGGAGAGAUUCUGAGGCAAGGCUGUGCCUAUGAAAACCAAGUAAAUGACUGGUUAACAUUCACCAGAGCCAGAAACCCGUAGCUGCUACAGUGUUGGUUGCCAUGGCAUCAGUGGCAGGCAAAUAUCAAAGGUGGCAUUCUGUGGAGCAGAUGUCGAACAUUUUUGGUGAGAGAGGACGAAACACCAAAGGCUUGGCCUGCUGUGUAACUCUGUAACAAGACGCAUUGUGAUCUUGUUCCUGUGAGUACACUCGGACACUCCAAAUGCUGUUUACUGUUGGUCUUUGCUGAAAGUUGAUAUGCCAAAAGACUUUUGAGAGGAGGGUGAUUGACAGAUACAGAAUGCUGUAUUCCCAAGUGCUGUGUUAAUUUUUCCAUUUGUAGAUAUAACUUGUUGUGGAUGGUUAUGACUGUUUCAUCAUCUUGUUAUCAAAAAAUAAAAUGAAUUCAGCGAAAGGAGAGCCUCCAGCACAAUUGUCAUUUGAAUACUGGAGACUACACUGCAGAGGAUCCCAUCUGCAUGAGUAGCUGUGUGCUGUGCUGACCUUAUGUACAAAAAGUACAGCCAAGUUGAGAUUCCUGUCACUAAGAAUUGGGGUAUCUUCAAAUGCUUUAAAAACUGAACAUUAUUUCACGUCUUGCUUGGAGACAAUAGAACUGAUGACUUGUGACUCAUGCAACAGGUCAAAAUCUGUUAUUAGCUCAACAAUUCACCAUAACAGGUCAAGGUCUGCCAUUAGUUAUUCCUAAAAUCGUUGUGGUUUAAGUCUACUACUAGGUAUUACAUGUGAAAGUGCUAUGUAUAUUAUUACCUACAUAGAAGUUUCAAGUACACAGGAUGCAAGUGACUGCUUCUGAACCACUUUUAAUAAUAAUAAUAGGAUUUAUACAGCGCAUUUCUCCACAUGGAGAUAAGCUCAAUAUACUUUACAAGAUGAUUUUUCAUCAGCCUUCACCUCUUUAACUAGUAAUGGUGACUUCCAGGUUCAGUCACCAUGUGUGGUGCAUGGAAAUUUAUGUGAUUAUAAUAAAUAAUCAAAUGCAUUUUCAUGCACCAUGAAAUAUACACUUUCUGGGUACAACUAGCUGUCACCUUGCCUAUUUGUGUUUGAAUGUAUGAAAUUUUUUUUUUAUUUUUCGUCAGGUUUGCACUAAUCUGAUAAAUAAUGUUGGAACAGAAUGUUUUAUUACAGCAUAUGAAUAGUCCUGUAAAUUUAAAAUUGCAGCACAAAGGCUAUCAAAGCAGAAUCCUCCCAGUGUCGAUUUCCUACAGGCCAUAGCAGCACAGUAACAGCGAAUUCAUCUUAAUUUAAUUUGUUGAAUACUUUGCUUAUGUUUACUAAGUGUGUGUCCUUUUAUUUUCCGUUUUGCUCAGUUCAUACAGACAGUUCUCUUAAAUGAUAUGUAGGUGUUGAAACAAGAUUUGACUUGGUUGAGAAGAAUGGCUUGGGUUGGAGUUGCAGAGGAAUCACCAGCUACAGAACAUUAAGUGAAUAUUAUCCAUUCACCAGAGCUGUUAUAUAACACCUGGGACACAAGUUUCCUAUUCUGCUAGAUUUUUAUUACAGCUGUGAUUGCGGCAACAAUGCCUUUCAGUUCACAAGAAAUCAGUUUGAUAUCUGUUCAUAUAUAUUGAAUAAGUUUGUUUACAUGUGCAUCUGUGCAAAAGCAGUAGCUGUGUUAGAACAGAAUUUUUUGGGGCAGCAGUCUAGCUAUUUCAUUGCACAAUGUGAUGGACAGUACUGAAGCUGGAGGAGCAUGCUAGAACUACUCAGUUGGAAGCAUAGGGAAACUGCUAUCUGUCUCUUAAUAGCAGAUGUCUUCAGGUAUCAAUGUCUCAAUCCUUUGAUUGUGUGACUAACAGUUUUGCAAAUCAUUUGUGUUUUUGAGUGGCUGCAAGUAGGUGUGUGCCAUUCCACUUUGUACAGCAAAAACAGUUUAGCAUAUCUGAAAAUGCAACCAACAUACAACUUAUUUUGGGUAGCAAAAUUCUUUAUCAUGUCCCAUUCAUCUUGACCAAAAAGCAACCAUCAUGAAAAUUGCAUCAGUAUAAAACAUAUUAUUAGAGAAGAUCUCAAAACAUUUGUUUUUCUCAUAGGGAUCUUUAGUUAUAAAUGUCAAAGUGCUGUUUUGGUUCCAUUUAGUAAUACAAGUUUUGAAAAGGGGCUUUAAGAAUGAAGAGUUAGGGGGAUGCAUCUGUGAACAGAACCUUGUCUUGCUCAGCCCUUUAGUCAAAGCUGUUAUGUGUCUAGAGGCUUAGUACAGUGCAUUAUUUCAGGUGUGCACAGCUCCUAUGCUUAGCCUCCUUCCCCUACAUCUGCCAGUUUCUUGUGAGUGAGCUCCACUUCUGUUAUUGCCAUCCUUUGUAUAUACAGUAUCUUGCUAUUACAAUGAUAUUUUUGGGUGUAAUAAUUUGGUCCACCAUACAGUGCAAAUAUGUAACACGCAAUUAUUGUAGCAACACGCAAUAAGUUUUCUUCAAAGUUAUCAAGUUUUUUUUUAUUGGUUUCUUUGAAGGUGACAUACCUAUUAAAGAUGAUUUGUUUUUAAAGGAUCAUGGAUUGAGUGAAUGUAUGUAUUCACAUGUGAAGCACAUAUCCUUUUUUUAUGCAUGAUUAUAUAGCACGACUUUUUGUUACAAAUGUACUUAAAAUAGUUAUGAUUACAAGGUUUUCUGAAAAGUAGUACAAGUUAAUCAGUGGGUAUGUUAACUCAAUUUGUUUACUAUUCACCUCUUUAUGAAGAGCUUAUUUCUAGGAAUAUUCCAGAUUAUGCUUGUUAUGUGCAUGGACAUCCCUGAACUUUGAUCCUAGUCAGUUUUUGUUUUGCCUUGUAUUUUAAUUGAUUGCUGAAAUCCAUUGUUCCAUGGAAAGGAACGAGGCAUCAUUUUAAUGAAUGAAUGUGACCGAGUACAAUGGCUGGAUUGUGCAAAUAUUGGUGUCAUCUUUCCUAGUGCAAAAAUGCCAAAUGUUAGUAAAAUGGUCCUUUGGCAAGAUUUAUAUACAGAAAAAAGCAAUUAUGAAUGGUAGUUUUUAUGUAUUGGAACAGCAAUUAUGAAAGAUUGUGCACUCCACUCCUCCAGGAGCAAAUUUAAAGUUCAGCUGAAGUCUGAAAAUAUUAUGGUGGGUCUUGAAGGUAAAGAGUGAUGGCCACCAUCAGAAAUAUGCCACAGGAGUUUGUAGCAUCAUCAAAGACCACUAGCAGGAUCUAUUAUUCUUAACUUGAGACUACUGUUUGGACUGCUGGGUAAUAGACAAGUGGACUUUUACACACUUUAAUGCAGUACCACACUCUAAAGCAUAUUAAUCCACAAAUACAGCAUGCAUUGCAUUGUCCACUAACACUAUUUUUUUUAAAGUGUUGUUAGUAUCCAAAUUGUGUGAAAUAAGUCAGAAGAUGGCAUGGUAAGGUCCCCAUGUGCUCAUUCUGCAUGUGAUUAAUUCUUCAGGAAACUGUCAUCUGUUGUUUUCCAGUUCUUACAUCUGAUAUAUAGAAUUAACCUUUUAAGAUGCUUCUUUAUUUUCUGUUUUACUGAGAUUGGGAGGUUGCAUAUUUGUAGGUCUACAUGUGUAAGUGUAUAAUUUGUACCUGGUCCUUCUUGAGGUACCAUUUACUCUCUGUAUGCAAUUUUUAAAAGAACAAAGGACCAUAAUUUUGUGGUAUGUUGAAACAAGAAACCAUGAAAUGUGUGUGUGAAGAAUAGAAGGCAAGCAUGAAAAAAAGGCCUCGGAGAAACAAAGCACAUGGCAGUGCUACCCAGCUACAUGGGAAACUUUUUUUUUUUUUUUUAAGUUGAACCACAGUUUUGAAAUAGCUCUACUUGAUCUGGCUUCAUGCCCUUUUCAUUGGCAGUCUUCAUGUUUCUGUACGUUCAUUUUGUCAUCAGUCUGUAUAAGCUCUCUAAUAUCAUUGUUAUUGAUUGGUGAACAGAAGCCUGCAUUGUAACUCUCUAAAUAAAUGGUACUCAGCAUUUCAUUUGCGCACAAACUGAAACACAUUAUUUGGCUACAGUUCGCCCUUCUGACCACACCCUGUGGCUGAAUAUUGUUACUGUCUGCUUACAGGAUAAUUAAAACAAAGUUUUCACACAACAAUAAAGCAAUGUAGAGUGGCAAUAUUUUAACUUCUUACAAAGUUUAUUUUUACUUGCAUGACUAAAUACACAUUAAUCCAGUAACGGGAAGGUUUGAUACAGUUCUGUUCUGUAGUGACAGCAACAGCACAUUAAUAUUCAGCUGUACAUUAAGCUAAGACCCCUGGAAACUACACCAGUCAUUAACCCAUUUAUGCCAGAGGUUGACAUUUUUGAAUUUAUGCAUGAAAUUCAUGUAUGUGGCCUACAGAGAUAUUCAAUGAACAAGAAUUUGAAGUUUAAAAAAAAAUCUGUUCCAAUAACAGAACAUGAGACAUAAUGGAUUAAUGAGAUGCACUGAAAAAUCACUAGCACUUUACUAACGAUGCCUUUAAUAUAUUAUCAGUUAAGUGUGACUAAAACUUACACUUGUUUCCUUUCUUUAAAAAUAAGUGUUUACUGAAACUAAACACCGACUGCUCAGUGUUCAUUUCCAUAGGCCGUCGGAUGUACACCACAGUAUUUCAUCCUCCAUCUGUUUCAUGUUCUUAUGUACUAUGUAUUCAUUUACUUCUGCAACUACUGUUUUUUUUUAAAUAUAAAUUAUAUUUUUGCACACUGAUGCCCAAAGGAUGCCAGUUUCAGAAAAGACUGACCAGUUGAGAUGUUUUGUUUUUUAAAUUACAGAAAAUCCCAAUACCAGGAAAAUGUCUUUGUUGAAGAAUUAAGCUGUCUGAAAAUGUUUACAAUAAAAUUCUGUGCCAAGUUAAAAUCACUGAUUAAAUACUUGCAUCAUUGAAA